Messenger RNA from Zootoca vivipara (common lizard), 3677 nucleotides. It is a transcript of the gene EDAR, whose product is annotated as ectodysplasin A receptor. Gene Ontology annotation, biological process: positive regulation of JNK cascade; positive regulation of canonical NF-kappaB signal transduction. The record is from RefSeq and is a predicted model, not a curated record. Gene Ontology annotation, molecular function: signaling receptor activity. Gene Ontology annotation, cellular component: plasma membrane. Lineage: Eukaryota; Metazoa; Chordata; Lepidosauria; Squamata; Lacertidae.
GGGAAAAGUUGCGGGAAGUCCUCUGAGACUGCAAAGUAAGUGUAGGACAAGCGAAGCACAGGGUACAUGGUGGCCCUUUAUGGACAGCAGCAGGUCUUGGAACACCAAUGAGAUAUGGUCCACCUACCUGCCUUGCAGCAUCUGAUGGUGGGAUGCCCAUAGGCAACUGCGAAAAGAGCUUCAGUAGCUUGAAACUGGAUAUUGUCAGCAUUUUAUUGACAGACUGCUUGCUUGGCUGGAUUUCGGCUUUGUUCUUAAAUUCUGCGCAAGAUAAAUCCUCAGGAUAAUAUGCUGCACAUGGGAGAAUGUAAAUGGAGUCAAAUGUUUCCUUUUAUCAUGGCGUCACUUGUUUAUUCUGCUAAUGCCGAAUAUUCCAACUGCGGCGAAAAUGAGUACUACAACCAGACCACCGGAAUGUGCCAUGAUUGUCCGCAAUGUGAGCCAGGAGAAGAACCUUAUAUGACGUGUGGAUACGGCACCAGAGACGAUAGUUACGGCUGCGUUCCUUGUCCAUUGGAGAAGUUUUCUAAAGGCGGAUACCAGAUAUGUAGAAGGCACAAAGACUGCGAGGGAUUCUUUCGGGCAACAGUUAUGACACCUGGAGAUCAAGAGAAUGAUGCAGAAUGUGGGCCUUGCCUCCCUGGUUACUACAUGCUAGAAAACAGGCCACGGAAUAUCUAUGGGAUGGUUUGCUACUCAUGCUCCCUGGCACCCCCCAACACGAAAGAGUGUGCAGGCGUUACCUCUGGUGCGUCAGCCAGUUUUCCAAUUACUUCUGAAACAAGUACUCAUUCUCCUUUCCAGCAUGUGCACAAAGGCGACCUUUCCAGUCAAGGGCACCUUGCAACUGCUCUUAUCAUUGCUAUGUCAACUAUUUUCAUAAUGGCAAUCGCUAUUGUCCUGAUCAUCAUGUUCUACAUUGUGAAAACCAAAACUUCGGCUCAAGCUUGCUGCACUAGCCAUUCUGUGAAGACCGUAGAAGCCCAGGCCAAUAUGCAGGGAGAGAAAAAAGAAGUACAAGAAAAUGUGGUGAUUUUCUCAGAGAAAGACGAGUUUGGAAAAUUAACUGCAACUCCAGCGAAGGUUGUCAAGAGUGAAAAUGAUGCUUCUUCAGAGAAUGAGAGGCUUUUAAGUCGUAGUAUGGACAGCGACGAAGAAGCUGCGAUUGACAAGCAAGGGACGCCGGAACUGUGCUUGUUGUCUCUCGUCCAUUUGGCCAGAGAUAAAUCUUCCACAAACAACAAAUCCACUGGCAUACAAAGCCGGCGGAAAAAGAUACUUGAUCUGUAUGCCAACGUAUGCAGCGUUGCAGAAGGCCUCAGUCCCACGGAGCUCCCGUUCGAUUGUCUGGAGAAGACCAGCCGGAUGCUCAGCUCCACGUACAACACCGAGAAAGCCAUUGUGAAGACCUGGCGCCACCUCGCCGAGAGCUUUGGACUGAAGCGUGACGAAAUAGGGGGCAUGACAGACGGCAUGCAGCUCUUCGACCGCAUCAGCACAGCAGGCUACAGUAUUCCAGAACUGCUAACAAAACUAGUGCAGAUUGAGCGGCUAGAUGCCGUGGAGUCUCUCUGCGCGGAUAUCUUGGAAUGGGCUCAAGUGAUACCUAAACCUGAUCCAGUGGUGGCCUCGUGACAUGUGUCUCAGUUGCCUUCAUUUCAAGAGGAUAUGGAUUCCAAGAGCAAUGGGACUCACUAUGGAAUGGAAUCUGAAAAGCAUGGAUGGCCUUCAGAUUUCAGUAGCAUUUUCUGUUGUUGCAAGUAUAAAUCGAGCCAAGGAUUUUUACUGGUUCAUCAUAAAAGAAAUGAAAGAAGCUUCACUGGCUGAAGACUUCUUGAAUGAGACUGACUUGGCCUGUUAAGAAGAUAUUGUUGUUCACUUCAGACUCCUUUUACAAGCAUAGAUACAGAUCGGCCUGGCAGUAUCAUUGCAGGCUCUGAAGAAAUCUGAUGUAAUCACUAUGGUUUAAUUUUGUCUCAGUCCUCAGCAAUUAGUAACGACUAUCAGAUAUAGUGUUGCCUGAUACAGAUAAUGUGAAUGUCAGUUCUACUACAUCUAGCAUUUAACCAAAUGUCAGUUUCCUCUCAAAUAACAUUAAGGAUUAACCAUUUUUUAAAAAAUCAUGUGAGGUUUUGACGACAUAGAUUAGUUGGAUGUGUGUUGAAAUUAGACCAAGUAGACCACAAGAGUCCAGUUUAUUCAAAAUUUCAGCGUAUGCUACAGUCUUGGCAUAUGUGAUCCACACAGACAUUUCAGAAAUAUUGUCACAUAUACUAAUGGAAAUAUAUGUCAAUUAUAAAAUUAGCAGAAUUUAUUUAUGAAUAUGCUCAUACACAUACAUUAAGUACAAAAAUUAUUUUGACCAUCUUUUAUGCUGCAGAAGGGGAAAAAAAAAUAGACCUAAGCAUAGAAGUAUGUGGUGACAUUUAUUCUAUCUUCAACUAGAUCACAACCGAGGUAGGAAAUAAUAACGCCUCAGUCAAUAUUGCUCAUUUAUUUGUUCAAAUCAUCUUUAGAUUUAAUGAAAUUCUUUACCAUUGCAACCCUUUCAGAGAGGGUAUUUUGAAAUGCUACUUCUGUGUUGGCUACAACUGUUAUGAUUUCAAGGCACUGACUAAUCAGAUCAAUAUUGAUCGGCAGGUUUCUCUGAAAGACCACAGUCUGGUUCAUUUUCAUGUUUUGUCAUUACAAGAAUGAGUCUGUGUGAGCCUCGUUGCUCCUGCUCCCCCUCCCCUGCCCCAAGGCAUGAAGAGACCAAAAUCUCUUGCUUUUGAGCUAACCACAGUUCAUUGUUCUGCCUGAACUCUGGGACCUAUCGUUCAUUCUAAUCUCGAUGAAUACAAACCAGAAUAUCAGACUGUGGUUUGGUGCUGGUUUGAUUUAAUGACCUCAAAUUCAGAUAGAUGUAGCAAAGAACUCUAAAAAUAGGUGAUUUAUCUCUUUCUGCAACUGGAGAGAGGAGAAGAAGAUGGAAUAGGGAGCACAUGAUAAGCCACUGUCACUGAAGUGGGUCAACGUGUUCGCUGUUACCAGAAUUUCCCAGUAUGUGUCCAUGUGCAGGGGAAUUUUGGACAUGUAUUUGAGUUUGCCCUCAGUUCAUAUGGGGCAAUGGCGAGAUCCAACAGUGUGACCAGUGCUCAACAUGAACUAAAAGCAUUGGAGAAUGUACUUCAGAAUCCUUUGGGAUUCUACUGCAGAUGUCCGAAGCUUCUCAGAAGGGGUCAGUGUGAACCGUAUUAAGGUGAUAAUUAAAUAACUACUUACAAAAGUUAGCGUGAGGUGUGGUCUCACCAUUGUAAUUACCCCAUUCAAUUUAAUAUAUGUUUAAAAUAAGCAAUAUUUUUUUUUCUCAUUUGAAAAGUAGAAAAGAAACAACACAUUUCUAAAGAUCAAUACAUUUUUUUAAAAAAAUGGCUUUAUGCAAUGAUCACAAGAACUACCUAAUGUUGCUGGCAGACUGUCCAUGAGCAGGUAGUUAGGCCUAGGGCACAGAUGAGGGCUAUCUCCUCUCAAGGAAAUCCGUAUUUUUCUUGGCAUGGGGGGUCCUCGUGAACUCAUAAUUACAGAGUCCAGGGGCCAGGGGCAGUUUAAUUAGCAAGUUUAUUAAUUUACCGUUCAGUUCUCCACAAAGUGCUGUGCUGGCAGAUUUCAGUAAGUUAUUAUUAUUAAAAGAAACA